This is a messenger RNA of Cladophialophora immunda, 1825 nucleotides long. Its product is annotated as GTP-binding protein YchF. Gene Ontology annotation, cellular component: cytoplasm. The transcript is spliced from 4 exons. NCBI's taxonomy places the organism in Eukaryota, Fungi, Ascomycota, Eurotiomycetes, Chaetothyriales, Herpotrichiellaceae. Bases 268 to 1449 code for a protein of 393 amino acids. The record is from RefSeq and is a predicted model, not a curated record. Gene Ontology annotation, molecular function: ATP hydrolysis activity; ATP binding; GTP binding.
GCCCAAGUCAGUCUUCUUGAUAUACCCAUUAACAAGCUGCUUCUUGUAGGGAUCUCGAGCGCAAAUCAGCCCUCGAGUCUCUGAAGUCCUGAUUUCUUCACCACGGUCUCCCUUACCUGCUUCAUAUCCCCUUUCGCUUCUCCACUGCGCAUUUCAAUCCUUGCAGCCGGUUCUGCACUUGAGCCUAGCUCGCAACCCAUUCUCCGCAAGACAACCUCUCUCCCUGUAAUCCAGGUCUUACAAAUACGCAAUUACGCCAAGAAGAGAAUGCCUCCCAAAAAGAUUGUGGAAGAAAAGAAGAUCCUGCUAGGCAGGCCCGGGAACAACUUGAAGAGCGGCAUCGUUGGCCUUGCUAAUGUCGGCAAAUCGACACUUUUCCAAGCCAUCACAAAAUGCUCACUAGGCAACCCCGCCAAUUUCCCUUAUGCGACUAUUGAGCCUGAAGAGGCCCGAGUUAUUGUCCCCGAUGCACGAUACGAGUGGCUGUGCGAACACUACAAACCCAAAUCUCAGGUCCCUGCUAACCUGACGGUGUACGAUAUCGCUGGUCUCACUCGAGGAUCUUCGACCGGCGCCGGUCUGGGCAACUCUUUCCUGUCGCACAUCCGAGCUGUUGAUGCCAUCUUCCAAGUCGUACGAUGUUUCGACGAUGCAGAGAUCAUUCACGUGGAGGGCGACGUCAAUCCCACGAGAGAUUUGGAUAUCAUCUCUGAGGAGCUGCGGCUAAAGGAUAUCGAGUUUGUGGAGAAGGCCAAGGAAAACCUCUCCAAACAGACAAGGAGAGGUGGUCAAAGUCUCGAAAUGAAGAAGUUGAAAGAAGAGGAAGCCACAGUUGACAAAAUCCUGCAGUGGCUGAAAGACGGCAAGGAUGUGAGGAAGGGCGAUUGGGGCCCUAAGGAGAUCGAAGUUAUAAACCCUCUAUUUCUUCUCACAGCCAAGCCGGUGGUCUAUCUCAUCAACCUCUCCGAAAAAGACUACCUCCGUCAAAAGAACAAGCACCUUCCUAAAGUGAUGGAAUGGAUCAAAACCAACUCUUCAGGCGACCCUGUCAUACCCAUUUCCGUCUCGUUCGAAGAACGUCUGGCUGUCAUGUCCGACGCCGAAGCUGCCGAAGAAUGCAAAAAUCUCAACACCAAAUCUGCCCUGCCAAAAGUUAUCGUGACGAUGAGACAAGCACUCAAUCUCGCGAGCUUUUUCACCACCGGUGCUGAUGAGGUAAGGCAGUGGACGAUUAGGAAAGGCACCAAGGCACCGCAGGCCGCAGGCGUGAUCCACACGGAUUUCGAGAAGACGUUUAUUCAGUGUAUCGUGUAUAAUUAUGAGACUUUGAGAGAAUAUGGUGACGAAAAUGCGGUGAAGGCAGCAGGCAAAGUCAUGACGAAGGGUAAAGACUAUGUUGUGGAGGAUGGCGACAUCAUUCUUAUCAAGGCCGGUGCCGCAAAGGCAUGAGAGGACUGCAGACGCCGAUUUUCACGCUUACUCCGCGAUUAUGCACUGUUAGAUCUGAGCCAGAGUCAACUCAGCGUCGCAGCCUCAGAUCUACAGGCUCGUGCAGUUUUCGUCUCUCUUCCAACGAGCGUCUCCCUCCGAUGACAGAUCUCCGUGCAAGGGAGAAACGCAUCAUCCCAGAGUCAACUUUGGCGUCCUUUCAAGCGUUUCUAGAUAUCUUACGAAUGCCCCCAUUCCCUGAUCUCGAGAGAAGACGGCGAGAGUUACUUGCUCAAGCCAGAGGCUGCAUAAUGAUGCCCUUUCAUCUGACAAGCACUGAUCGAAUGAUUGAAAAGUAGUUUUCAGAAUUUGUAAUCCCCGGUUCGUUUGAUGCCUC